AUGCUCAACCGUCAGAUUAGCAGGGACAAAAGAGGGAAGAUCGUAGUGCGCCUAGGCGGUCUAAAUGACAUCAGGCUCGGCUCUCCUGCACACCCACCUACCUUUACGCCACCUGUUGUCACCCCAUCUGAAAAGCUCGAACCGAGUAUUGCGGACUACACAUUCGAACAGUACAAAGCCGCCAACCUCAACAUCGACCAGCAACACGAUAUCAUCGGCAAGCUCCGCAAUGAGCUUCCUAUCAUCGACCGCGACGAAGUCGACGAUACGCUCCUGCGUUCGAUGGCACAGCAGUUCGAGCUCGCAAUUUUCCCAACAUGCAAGAUGAUGCAUGUCGACCCCCUAGCCGUGAAGCGCAUGUUCGACAACCAGUUCCGCAUGGCGUAUGGACCAGAGGUAGGGGCGGAGGUGUUAGCAAAGCUAGGCUUGUGUCGCUUAGAAGACAUCGAGAAAUCUGUUACUGCAGUGAAAACAGGGAUGGUUACCAAAGAAGACGUCGAGCACAGUGCGGCCAAUGUCGAAGAAAGCUCGAUAAGACAAGAGAGAGACACGGUCGCCCCUCCUCCACCGAAGAAGAAGGCGAGGAUGGCACCGCCCAACAACACACAGAAAGAUCUCAAGGCUCACACUGCAAGGAGAAGGCGUGCGCAUCGUGGGUGCAAGAUCUUGACGCUGCGCUCGGUAGUUGUGUCGCAGAAGUGGGAGGCCUUGAGUAGUGGCUCGUAG
Messenger RNA from Alternaria postmessia, 726 nucleotides. RefSeq lists its product as uncharacterized. The record is from RefSeq and is a predicted model, not a curated record. The coding region runs from base 1 to 726 and encodes 241 amino acids. The transcript has a single exon. Lineage: Eukaryota; Fungi; Ascomycota; Dothideomycetes; Pleosporales; Pleosporaceae.